AUGAUAGAAGAAGCCAUAGGAUUACUUCGAGGUAAUCUCUCUGCUAUUUUGGUAUCGUGGAUUUUUGGCACUGUUGGAGUUUUUGCGAAUAUUAUGGUAAUCGGUAUUUCACUCCAAAAUUUUCUUUUAAAACGUGCUAGGAAAACCAAAUAUAGCAAAGUCCACACAAUCCUCAUUAUAAAUUUGGCUAUAGCGGAUUUAUUUGGUGCUAUAUACCUGCUAAUUAUCGCAAGUGCAGAUCGCUAUUAUGCUUUUCACCAUUCCUCCAUUUUUAGCUGUGUUUUUGCUAAUAAGUGCCAUAAUGCUACUAAUAUUUGGAUAAAUACACCCUUUUGUUCACUGGCUCGAUUUUUAGCUAAUAUUGCGACCCACUUACCAGCUUAUAUGACAUUAUUUAUAUUAAUUGAUAGAUAUAGCAAUAUCGUUAAGUCUCAUACACCUAAAUGUUAUAAUUUAGCCAAAUGGCGUAUUGCAUUCCUAACAAUAUUAGCAUGGCUGAUUUCAAUAUUUGUGGCUUUUGCUAGCAGCAUACGUUCAAAUCAAGUUCAUAAUCCACAUAACUUUAAAACAAUCAUUAAUCUGUGUUAUUUUACCGAUUUAGAUGACCCUAUAUUUCAGAUAUUUGCAUUUCUGGCUUUUUUUAUGAUUAUUAUGAGUUACAUUUGCACCAUGGCCCUUUAUGUUAUGAUUAUUGAGUAUAUUCGUCGCACUAGGCAUAGGGUUAUUCGUUUUUGCGCUAAUAUUACUGCCAUUCAAAAUCGAAUUGAAACACGUCUUACAUUAGUAACAGGACUUCGUGUAUUAAGCUAG
This is a messenger RNA of Trichoplax adhaerens, 810 nucleotides long. RefSeq lists its product as uncharacterized. Gene Ontology annotation, molecular function: G protein-coupled receptor activity. The transcript is spliced from 2 exons. Lineage: Eukaryota; Metazoa; Placozoa; Uniplacotomia; Trichoplacea; Trichoplacidae. Bases 1 to 810 code for a protein of 269 amino acids. The record is from RefSeq and is a predicted model, not a curated record. Gene Ontology annotation, cellular component: membrane. Gene Ontology annotation, biological process: G protein-coupled receptor signaling pathway.